Messenger RNA from Mus pahari (shrew mouse), 793 nucleotides. RefSeq names its product R-spondin 4 (gene Rspo4). The record is from RefSeq and is a predicted model, not a curated record. The coding region runs from base 107 to 793 and encodes 228 amino acids. NCBI's taxonomy places the organism in Eukaryota, Metazoa, Chordata, Mammalia, Rodentia, Muridae. The transcript is spliced from 5 exons.
GCCGCAGCGACCAGCGACCUGCGGAUGCUCAACGCGCGCCACAAACUGUCCCCCCCGCACAGAGGCUGCCGGGCCGUCGGGGAGCCAGAAGCACCAGGCUGCCCAGAUGCGGGCUCCACUUUGCCUGCUGCUGCUCCUCGCCCACGCAGUGGACAUGCUCGCCCUGUACCGAAGGAAGAAGCAAGCAGGCACUGGUCUGGGGGGCAACUGCACGGGCUGUGUCAUAUGCUCCGAGGAGAACGGCUGUUCCACCUGCCAGCAGAGGCUCUUCCUCUUCAUCCGCCGCGAAGGUAUCCGUCAGUACGGCAAGUGUGUGCAUGACUGUCCCCUCGGCUUCUUCGGAAUCCGUGGCCAGGAGGCCAACAGGUGCAAGAAAUGCGGGGCCACAUGUGAGAGCUGUUUCAGCCAGGACUUCUGUAUCCGCUGCAAAAGGCGGUUUCACCUGUACAAAGGGAAGUGCCUGCCCACCUGUCCACCGGGCACCUUGACCCACCAGAGUACCCGGGAGUGCCAGGAAGAGUGUGAGCCGAGCCCUUGGGGCAACUGGAGUCCCUGCAUACACAAUGGGAAGACCUGUGGCUCAGGAUGGGGUCUAGAAACCCGGGUCCGGGAAGCUGGCCCGGCCAAGCAGGAAGAGACGGCGAGUUGCCGAGUGUUAUCUGAGUCCAGGAAGUGUCCUAUAAAGAGGCCCUGCCCCGGAGAAAAAAAUCCCAGGCAGAAGAACAGGAAGGAUCGACGCCAGCGCAAGGACAGGAAGUUGGAGCGCAGGCCACACCAGCGUGGCUCACAGUGA